GCAAACUUCCAUAUUUUGGCCUUGGAUGAGCUGUCGGCACAUCCGAUGCUGGAAUCGCUCUCCACGUGCUGCGAGCAGGCGUUCCCAUAGGGUUUACAUUGGCAUCUUUGGAGUGCUACUUGCAACAUCGAGCCCCAGACUGCAACGAGCUGGAUGGAAUGCUCGAUACGCCGCCAUCCACACUGCAGCUUUUGCACAGCCUUUGGUCACUCUGGAGCAGGCUGCAGGAUUACGUGGAGUUCCAAGGCCUUUGAGCUUCCUGCUGACAAAGCAGCAGCGAGAGAUGACAUCCAUAUCAUCCAUGGGAUUUCUGCAUCACUAUGUGCUUCCAGAAGGACGUGUUGACCUUCCUUGGGGCGAAGUGCAGGACGGCGCUAAACUGCUUGACGCGGCAGAUGCGUGGCUGUUUCCCACCGCAGAUGGCACUGACUGCGGGUCUCCUCUGCUGGCGCUUUGGAAACCAUACGGUGUGGUCACAACUAUGGCGUCCCAGGAGCCGAGGAACUUGAAGCAGUUUCUGCAGGAGUCUGGCCACAGAGUUGUGCCGCACAUUGGGCGUUUGGACAAAGGAACCACGGGAUUGCUGCUACUUUCGGACAAUGGGGAUGUGCACCGGAUUCUACUGGCACAAGGUGGCGUGCCCAAGACCUACGUGGCAACAGUCAAUAGACCAACUGCCUCUGCCGAGCAGAUACAACAGCUGCUUCAUGGUGUCCCUAUUGACGACACUGGUACGCCCGCACGUGCCCUCUCGGCAGAAGUGCUUGGUCACGAGUUAGUGUCGCGUGGAGGUGGCAUGCCUGGUGUGGCCAGGAAAAUUCAAAUUCGAGUGCAACUCAAUGAGGGACGCAACCGUGUGGUGCGGCGCAUGUUCCAAGCCCUAGGGCUUCCUCUUAGGCAGUUGCACCGUGAAGCCAUUGGACCUUUGAGUUGUGCCAAGUUGGGCCUGGUUUCUGGGCAGAUUGCUGCGGUGCCUUCAGACCAGCUGCUGUGCCUUUUGGCUGCGUGCCAGAAAGAUCAGAAAGGUCAAGAUGCGGCCGGGGGUUGGAGCCCAGACCAUGGCCGAGCAGUGUACAAUGCCCUGCGCUGUGGGAGCCUCCUGUGCAAUGUGCGGCGAGGAACCAUUCCUUCUUCACAACGCGUAGCAGUGGAAAGCUGGUUGGCUGAGCAUUGGACACUGGUCGGGCCGUGCCUGGAACCUUUCCGGCGUUUCACUGCCACAGCAGUGCGAUGUGCGUGUGAAGAUCCGGGUGCCAGCUGGUGCGUGCCGCCAAAAAAUGUGGAGUGCAUACAGCUGGUGAAGGUGGAUCGGCAGGGAAAGCUGCAGCUAUCCCUGGCCACGGGAUGUGUGGCCUACACCUCUUGGCAGCCUUUGCAUGAGAGUGACCCUUUCCCGUUGGGCUGCACGGUGCUUGGAGCACCCUUGCUCGCAGCAGCGACUGCAAAAGUGCUGAAGAAACGAGGCAUUUUGCUCAAUGCCCCGGCCGAAGCCUUGCUUUGGCCGAAGUAUUCUGGGCCGCUGACGGUGGGCGACGUGUUGAUGGGCAGGAAAGCUAUUUGCAAGGCGCCAUCACGCGCUAGCACGCGAAUGUUGGCAGAUUUGAGUGCCCUCAUGAAAUGGUUGGAGACGGCUCCAGCGGCCGACGGCCUGGCUCCGGCCUGGUGGCCGGCGGCGGAGCGCGAAGCGGCGUCCGCUUGGCUGCUGAAAAGUGGCCAGCUGCUGCCAGGUGAUGCAAUGAAAGACUUCUUUGCAGAGGUGCGUCGGCCGCUGUUCAAGGCGAAGAUGUCGCCUGUCCAGAUCUCCAAACCCAUCAUGAGUGUGGAGAGUGCUGAAGUUGAGGCUGCACAGGACACGCUGGUGGCCUCUUUGGGUGCCGAUGAGAUGCGUGCCAUGCAUUUGACAGAUGUAUGCCUCGUGAACCACCCUGCGAUGCGCGACUCGGAGCGCUGCUUCGGCUUAUCUGCCUGUGCUGCAUCAGCAGCUGUGGCGGCCCUUCACGUCCAGGAUGAAUUCUGGCAGGGCGCGGUCUUGACAAAUCAGCUCAGCUGCGUCAAGCGCAACCAACAGGGGGAGUUGGCAGUGGUUUUCCUGACCUGUGCGGAUGCUGACUUGGCGCAGCAUCUCGCAGAUGUGGCGCUGGAAUGA
Cladocopium goreaui is the source of this 2146-nucleotide messenger RNA. NCBI's taxonomy places the organism in Eukaryota, Dinophyceae, Suessiales, Symbiodiniaceae. The record is from the annotation of a GenBank genome assembly.